This is a messenger RNA of Fraxinus pennsylvanica, 2622 nucleotides long. Lineage: Eukaryota; Viridiplantae; Streptophyta; Magnoliopsida; Lamiales; Oleaceae. The record is from the annotation of a GenBank genome assembly.
AUGGGAGGCCGAGGGAGGUCCCGUACCCAGAGAAAGCAUUUCCGCCAGAGCAGAGAAAAUGUAUGGAAACGCCCCAAAUCUGAUGAUACUCAAAAUCCUGAAAAUUCCAGCAACAGUACACCGGAUGAUACCAAUGAUAGCAGAGUUAAUAGAGAUCCCGGUUGGCAACCUUUUGCUACCCAGAACACGGGUUUUGAUGAAUAUUACAAAGAACAAGAAAUUGUUUCCCAGGAAGAGUGGGAUACUUUCGUCAAGUAUCUUCGGACGCCGUUGCCUGCUGCUUUCAGAAUUAAUUCCAGUAGUCAGUUCUAUAGGGAUAUUCGGCUGCAGUUGGAAAAUGACUUCACCAUAUCUCUCCAGGCUGAGGAUAUCGAUGGGUGUGAAGUGGUGGCAAUAAAACCGUUGCCCUGGUACCCCAAUAAUCUUGCUUGGCAUUCAAAUUUUUCCCGGAAUCAGCUGAGGAAGAACCAAACUCUUGAGAGGUUCCACGAGUUCUUGAAGCUAGAAAACGAAACUGGAAACAUUACAAGACAAGAAGCUGUCAGCAUGGUUCCUCCAUUGUUUCUGGAUGUGCAACCACACCAUUUUGUUCUUGAUAUGUGUGCAGCUCCAGGUUCAAAAACAUUUCAGUUACUUGAGAUGAUACACCAGAUGACAGAACCGGGUACCUUACCUAGUGGAAUGGUGAUUGCAAAUGAUCUGGAUGUCCAGCGCUGUAAUCUUCUAAUUCACCAAACAAAAAGAAUGUGCACUUCUAACUUGAUAGUCACAAAUCAUGAAGCCCAACACUUUCCAAGCUGUCAUCUACACAGGAAUCACAUAAAUAAUUCUGAGCUUGGAAAUGGUGAGGAACCUGGUAUCACUCAGCUUCAAUUUGAUCGUGUCUUGUGUGAUGUUCCAUGUAGUGGUGAUGGAACUUUACGCAAGGCUCCUGAUAUCUGGAGGAAAUGGAAUGCAGGAAAUGGUAAUGGUCUCCAUGGCCUACAAGUUCAGAUAGGAAUGCGAGGUAUAACGUUGCUUAAAGUUGGUGGGAGAAUGAUCUAUUCAACUUGUUCAAUGAACCCUAUUGAGAAUGAGGCUGUGGUUGCCGAGAUCUUGCGUAGAUGUGAAGGGUCUAUUGAGCUCGUGGAUGUCUCCAGUGAGCUGCCUCAAUUGAUUCGCAGGCCAGGCCUUAAGAAAUGGAAGGUUCGAGAUAAAGGGGUGUGGUUUACAUCUUAUAAAGAUGUCCCUAAAUAUCGAAGGUCUGUAGUUACUUCGGGCAUGUUUCCCUCUGGUAAAACAUACGAGGAAACAUCUGAGCAUGAUCAUGAAACUGUUACUACAGAAUUAGUUGAGAAUGGUAAGGAGAGCACUGGAAAUGGACUCCAGAUGAUUGAUGUUUCUAUGGUUCCAACUCAAUGUUUGGAGGCAGAAGUCUCGACUCUACCUUUGGAACGUUGUAUGAGGAUAGUGCCUCAUGACCAAAAUACUGGGGCCUUCUUUAUUGCUGUUUUUCACAAGCUUUCACCUCUUUCUGUGACGCAGAAAAAAACUGUCAGUCUUCCUAAGAAAAUGAAUUCUAGUAAUGCUCAAGCUGAAAUAUUAAAGAAUGAGGUGAAAGAAGAUUCAGAUGGGGUGGAAAUUGAUUCAACUGGAGGCACUGAGGGUCAACUUUCUGAAGCCAAUAUUGAUGCUGAUAUACUUGACAAUGGAAUCGAUGAAGAUGCUUUGGAUACUGACAGUAAUAUAAUGUCAAAAGUAACUGAAAAAGAGGAAGCCCAACCUUCUCCUGAUACGAAAACUGGUGCCGAAGUGACGAGGGGUAAAAGAAAGCUACAGAUUCAAGGAAAGUGGAGAGGAGUUGAUCCUGUUCUUUUUUACCGGGAUGACACUGUUAUUGACAGGAUAAUGGAAUUUUAUGGAAUUAAAGAAUCCUUUCCAUUUAAAGGUCAUCUCAUUACAAGAAACAUAGACAAUAACCAUGUGAAGAGAAUAUACUACAUCUCAAAGUAUGUGAAGGAUGUUCUUGAAUUGAACUUAUUAGCUGGCCAACAUCUUAAGAUUGCUUCCGUUGGACUGAAGAUGUUUGAAAGACAGACUUCGAAAGAAGGGACAACUGCUCCCUGUCUAUUUCGAAUAUCUUCUGAAGGAUUGCCAUUGAUUCUUCCACAUAUAACUAAGCAAAUCUUAUAUGCAUCUGCAGUAGAUUUCAAGCAUCUAUUACAAUACAAAAUUAUCAAAUUUUCAGAUUUCGUUAAUCCCGAGUUUGGAGAAAAGGCUUCAAAGCUAAUGCUAGGUUGUUGCGUGGUGGUUCUGCACAGAGACGACAAGGACUUAUCAGGAGAUGAGCAAGUGGAUGCAUCGGCAGUUGCUAUUGGAUGUUGGAGGGGUAGAACUAAUGUAGCUGUGAUGGUGACUGCAAUUGACUGCCAGGAACUGUUAGAAAGGUUGUCUGCGCUUAAAGCAACAGAAACAGCCCCAAUGCAGGAUAAUAGUUCCUCCCAACUCCAGCUUAAAGCAACAGAAACAGCCCCAGUGCAGGAUAAUAGUUCCUCCCAACUCAAGGCUGAUGAAAUCGGGCACAAGAAUGAUUCUGAAAUUAAAGAGGACAUUAAAGCCUCGACACCAGAAACUCUUGGUUGA